AUGGCUCCGCCGCAGCAUACGAGAGACUGUGUUUGGGACGGCGAAUCGUGGUCUCAUCAUGCAGCGGAUUGCGUUCUGCAUGACGACUCUCUUUCGCCACACGACAGACGUGAGAUUGCGCACGCUGGCUCCGCGGGUAAAUCCAAGGAUGCCCCCGGACGCACGGUGCAAGAGAUGGGCGGUCAAGCUUCCAGGGCGAUUACUGGGGAUCAUAACGGCACCACGGAGGAGGCCAAGGUUAGGAAGAAUACUCCGAUCGUCGCCAAUGACGUGGCGAUGGGAGAUGUGGGGAAUGAAGAUCGCCUAGCUACGAUGGAGAGAAGGCUGCAGGCACUGGAGGCACGGGAGAAGCAGAUGUUCAAGAGGAAGAGCGAGUUUGGUGAUGAGGGGAAGCAUGAAGAUGAUGAGAUCAAGCCGGACAUGGAGCAGAGGCUGCGUCUGCUGGCGGAGAUCGAUGGUCUGAAGGGGCAGCUUCGGGCUAGGCAAGAGGAAGGUCUCAAGAGUGAGGAAGAGCUUGCUGCGGCGAAGGGUACUAUUGCAAAUCAAGAGAAGGAGAUCGAGAUUCUCAGGAGAUCCUUGAAAGCGCAGAAAGAGGAAGGUUGCAAGGAGAUGGAAUCUUUCAAGACAAGUAAGGAUGUAGAGAUCCUAGAGAUGAAAAAGUCAAAGGAGGCAGAGCUCAAAGACCUCCAGACGUGCAUGGAUGAGAAGCUCAGACAACUCGAAUUGGACAUGGAUGAAGAAAUCUGCGACUUGAAAUCUGAUCUCAAAGAAGUCGAGGAAGACAAGGAUGACUUGGAGGAAGAAAUAUACGACUUGAAAAAGAAGCUCAAAGCUACCAACGAAAAGAACAAUGGCUUGGAGGUAAUGCUGUCCUCGAUAAAGGAUGCUGUCAACAGAGAUGAGUCUGCGAGAUCGGCCAAGCGGCCUAGGAUCGACUCGGGGCCCCGUAAAGGUGCAAUGCCUGUUUCCCCGUUUGCCACUAAAUCACCUCUCCCAGCUACAGAAACGUCUUUCGAAAAGCUUCGUGAGAGCUAUCCCGGUAUUAAGUUCAUUGCGCAAGUUGGGAACUUGAUGUGGUCCGGUCCACAACUUCCAGAAUGCUUGCACACUCCACUGCUCGACUUCGUGCAGGAUAUCGUGCAACGUCGCAAAUUCCUGACAAAGGGUGAUUCUCGGAGACACGAAGUAUUUACUAAUCCGCGAAGAGUGUCUAGCUGUGUGGGCCAAAUGACGGCUCAUACUACAUCUGUCUCAAUAUGGCCAAAAUCCCAGCCAAGAAAGCGAGCUUGCUACCGGUGCUCUAAGAGGCAAAGCCUCUGUGUCAUAGUCAAUGCAGAGUCCGACUCGAAAGAUUUUAUUGUGUUGCCUCUGAUGAAAGAACUUCGGAUCACCUCUGAUUACAAGAACAUCGACAUGUGGAUAUGCCAGAAGUCGGACGAUAUUCGUACACCAAUCCUCGCGGACUACAAUCACUGGGAGCCUUGACGGGGAGUGACGGAAAUGGGAGGAGGAAUCGUACCACGCGAGAUCUUAUCGAAAAGCGAUUGUUAUAAUUGCUUUCAUUUUGACAUUUUGCCUCGCAAUUUUCGCAAUGUUUUUUGUUCUCUCAUUUUCCUAUUCUACACCUGGUCAUUUUCCAUUCUAUCUCCAAAUCUCAUCACCCAUUCUCAAAACUGAAGCUAUUUCAAGGUUAAAAGUCAGCGACACAUCCAUCAGGUAGUCAAAAGCUUCUUAGAAUUUCUUUUAGACAAUCCUAUCUCUAC
Molecule: messenger RNA, 1763 nt
Organism: Mytilinidion resinicola
Lineage: Eukaryota; Fungi; Ascomycota; Dothideomycetes; Mytilinidiales; Mytilinidiaceae
Exons: 1
Coding region: 1-1485 (494 amino acids)
Source: RefSeq, a predicted model, not a curated record